Vigna unguiculata (cowpea) is the source of this 1916-nucleotide messenger RNA. Its product is annotated as nuclease. Lineage: Eukaryota; Viridiplantae; Streptophyta; Magnoliopsida; Fabales; Fabaceae. The record is from RefSeq and is a predicted model, not a curated record.
UUAAUAUCUUUGUUUUGUGUUAAUUUUAUAUUAAUUUUACGCAUUGUAUUAUAAUUCUGUUAUGUUUAUGAUUUUUAAAAUUUGUGUGCUCUCUUAUAUCAUAUCCAUGUCACAUGUCAUAUCCCUGCUUCCUAGCUAUUGACUAGAUACUUGAUGUUGCAUUUUAUUUGAAUUUGAACUCUUUCCUCAAAACAAAUGUAUCUUUUUCACUGCAGGAAUUGAUGUAAAAUCUAAUAGCUCAUUUACAUAAACGCUCCAUUGUUUGUGUGUUCAGUAUCUCUCAUCUACUAGGACCAUUAUCUGGACUAUUUUAGAUUGUCAAAGGAAAUUUUUGGACUUGUGUGAUAAGUAUCUCUCAUUGUUUCAUUUUCUGGCUUUAAAUGCAAUAGCAUUAUAGCAUAUACGGACUUGAUGCAAAUGCAAAAACAUGGUGUAUGAGCGAAAUUGAGUAGAUGCUUAUCAUGCCGUGCACUUUCCAUGGUUUGUGCUUAGUCUGUUAUCGGCAAUUUAUGACUGUGUUUCUCGCCUUCUUUAGUUUUUAUAUUCAGAUGUGCCGGGAGUGGAGCUAAGUUCUGUUUGUAACCAGGCCUUAAUUGCCAAAUUUGAGAAACCUUGUCUGGCUUUUAGUCUCACUCAAGUGAAAGAGAUAGGGAGGAAGAGGUUGAAAAGAACUUAGAAGCAGUCAUAAUUCCUUUAUGGAGAGUUCUGAAGAGGAAAAUGAUGGAGUCUCCAGAAAUCAUGUCCCCAAGGAACUGAUUCGUUUAGCAUCUAAUGGUGCAAAAUUUGUUGACGAAGUACUCAGUGGUCAAAAUGAAUGUUGUCUGGAGAGUUUUCGCAUGGAUAAGCAUGUAUUUCAUAAGUUAUGUAAUAUCCUGCGAGCCAAGGGUUUAUUGCGUCACACAAAUCGAAUCAAAAUUGAGGAGCAACUAGCCAUAUUUGUGUUCAUAAUUGGACAUAAUCUACGGACAAGAGCAGUUCAAGAGUUAUUUCGUUAUUCUGGAGAAACUAUUAGUCGUCACUUUAACCAUGUUUUGAAUGCUAUAAUGUCAAUUUCACUGGAUCUAUUUCAGCCUCCUGGCUCUGGUGUUCCUUCAGAAAUCUCUGAAGAUCCUAGAUUUUAUCCAUAUUUUAAAGAUUGUGUGGGAGUAAUUGAUGGUAUACAUGUACCAGUGACGGUAGGUGUGGAUGAGCAAGGACCUUUCCGCAACAAGAAUGGUUUACUUUCACAGAAUAUUCUGGCAGCUUGCUCAUUUGACCUCAAGUUCCAUUAUGUUUUGGCUGGAUGGGAAGGAUCUGCUACAGACUUGCAAGUUUUUAAUUCAGCAAUUACAAGACGGAACAAAUUGCAGGUCCCUGAAGGUAAAUACUACAUCGUAGACAGUAAGUAUCCAAAUGUGCCAGGUUUUGUUGCUCCAUAUUCCAUUGCUCCCUACUACAAGGAAUUUCCCAGCGAUUUCCACCCACAAGAUGCUAGAGAGCUAUUCAAUCAACGGCACUCAUUAUUACGAAACGUCAUAGAUCGAACUUUUGGGGCUUUAAAGGCACGAUUUCCUAUAUUGAUGUCUGCUCCUUCUUACCCAUUACAAACACAAGUGAAGUUGGUGGUGGCUGCAUGUGCAUUACACAAUUUCAUUCGCAAGGAGAAUCCAGAUGAUUGGCUUUUCAAGAUGUAUGAGCAUGGUUCAUUUCCAAUGGAGGAAUCAGAACCCCCAUUAGAGAUGGCAGUAGCACCAAAGAUGGAUGUUGAGACCCAGACUCAGCCGUCCGAUCAUACUUUUGAUUCUAAAGAAGUUGUAGUUGCUUCACAGUUAAGGAACUCUAUUGCUGCUGAAAUGUGGAAUGAUUUUAUUCAAGAUUUCCCCCCCUUGUAAAUUUCUUUAAUCCAGCUUAUACGAUCAGAUUAGGUUUGCAUUUUC